AUGAAAUUGUUUACUUUCAUCAUCGCACUCUUCUAUAUUAUAUCUAGCGCUUGCGCGAGCCAGGAGCCCGGCAAGUUCGAAAGAUAUCAGUCUCUCUCUCGAUCCGUUCCCAUUGAUUUGGAUGACUCUUCUUAUGAGGACUUGACAUCAAAACCUCGAGACUACCACGUUGCGGUACUUUUGACAGCUGCUGAAGCUCGCUAUGGGUGCAUCUUAUGUCGCGACUUUCAGCCAGAAUGGGAGCUCAUAUCGCGAAGUUGGAACAAAGGUCCCAAACCUGAUGGCCUAAAAAUGCUUUUCACCACCCUUGACUUCAGCAAUGGUAAAGCAACUUUCCAAAAGGGGGGCGGAAAGCUAAUGCUCCAAACUGCGCCGGUUCUUCUUGUGUUUCCUCCAACUGUUGGCCCCUUUGCUAAAGUUGAUGAUGCACCCAUUAGAUUUGAUUUCAGUGGUCCAAUCUCUGCUGACCAGCUUUACGUGUGGAUCAAUCGUCAUCUUCCGGAGGGACCGAAACCAUCUCUUAUUCGUCCCAUUAACUACAUGCGACUCAUUUCCGCGGUGACAAUUGUAAUGGGUGUCUUAACCUUAUUCACCGUUCUGUCACCGUAUGUUUUACCGGUCAUACAGAAUCGAAACUUGUGGGCCGCAUUCAGCUUGAUUUCUAUACUAUUAUUCACAAGCGGCCACAUGUUCAAUCACAUCCGCAAAGUGCCAUAUGUUGUUGGCGACGGCAAAGGUGGCAUUAGCUACUUCGCGGGUGGGUUCUCAAAUCAAUUUGGAAUGGAGACGCAAAUCAUUGCUGCCAUCUAUGCCAUCCUUUCCUUUGCGACAAUAGCACUCGCGAUGAAAGUUCCCCGUAUCGCAGACAGUAAAGCGCAGCAAGUGGCUGUGCUAAUCUGGGGAACUGUAUUAUUUGGUAUGUACAGCUUUCUUCUGAGUGUCUUCAGGGCCAAAAAUGGCGGAUAUCCUUUCUUCCUGCCUCCGUUCUAG
Messenger RNA from Aspergillus oryzae RIB40, 990 nucleotides. Its product is annotated as OST3/OST6 family protein. The record is from RefSeq and is a predicted model, not a curated record. The transcript is spliced from 4 exons. NCBI's taxonomy places the organism in Eukaryota, Fungi, Ascomycota, Eurotiomycetes, Eurotiales, Aspergillaceae. Gene Ontology annotation, cellular component: oligosaccharyltransferase complex. Bases 1 to 990 code for a protein of 329 amino acids.